CUCAAAAUUUCCCACGAGUAUGAGGUGAGAGAAAUCUCUUAGGCACUCUACCAGUUAUAUGACUCGAAAUCUGGUCUAUGAUCUAUAUGGUAUCUACAGUAAGACAUACUUAAGGGAAGUCUUCUAGCACAUAUCUUUGAUGCUUCAAUGGUUGUUCAAAACUUUAUGAAGUUUCGGAGACCACUAUAAAUCAGCAUGGAAACGGACCCAUAUAUGAAAUUUCCCUUCUUAAUUUCUCCUCUUUCAUAUUGAAUCUGCGGCAUGGCUCUUGCGGAACUUUGAAAUCUAAGAAUGAUUCUAUCCAUUUUUCUACUUCCUGGCAUGCUGUCCCUUUCCAUAUUCGGAUCGGCUGAAAUUACUCGCCAUACCUGCCCGAUUGCAGCUCGGAAAAUUGAAAACGAUUGUCCUUUAGGUGUGAAUUUGUUUUUAUGACGAAGAAAAUAUUACUAUUCUGCUGUUUAAUUGAAUCCUCAUUAUUAGGUAUUUGAUGAUAAUUAUACUACUAAUUCGGUUCUGCUAAAAGAAAGACCUCCAAUUCUUCGCCAAAACAAAAUUUUGCCAGUCUAAGUUGUCUUUUGAUAAUCAAAUUUCUUUGAUUAA
This is a messenger RNA of Rubroshorea leprosula, 600 nucleotides long. NCBI's taxonomy places the organism in Eukaryota, Viridiplantae, Streptophyta, Magnoliopsida, Malvales, Dipterocarpaceae. The record is from the annotation of a GenBank genome assembly.